Molecule: messenger RNA, 765 nt
Organism: Eremomyces bilateralis CBS 781.70
Lineage: Eukaryota; Fungi; Ascomycota; Dothideomycetes; Eremomycetales; Eremomycetaceae
Exons: 1
Coding region: 200-664 (154 amino acids)
Source: RefSeq, a predicted model, not a curated record
AGAGGGGCGACCAUGGCCACAUGCGCGGUGCAAGUCGCCGGAGGUGCACUGGCAUAUCUUACUUGAAUCUGCAAAUUCCAAGUCAAUAGAGCACCAGUCACCCACUGGGGAUUCACUCGCUCCCGUUUACACCGUCCUUUUGCUUUUAAUAUCUUCAGACGGGUCGAUUGAUACCCUUCUCCUUGUCCACAAAAGUUUUAUGCCGAUUGCUACGUCAAUGCUCCGUACGCUGCCCGUAUAUACGCUGAGCUUCGUUUGGAGUCAAUGGAGUAUGGUCAUGUCUUCACGCAGACUGGUUCCGGUCGUUGAGAUUCCACGCUUUUUCUACAACUUUUUUUGCAUGAACUCUCGACCCCGAGGAUAUAGCUGCUCUCGUGCUCGUGGAGAUCGCCUGUUGCUGCACUGGAACAGCACCGUGCUUGUGUGGGCGGCGAAGAAGGUCCCCGUCAGCGAAUGCGUCGUCUCAGGGCACGAAUGGUAUGCGAAUGGAUGGAUCAAAUACCUGUUAUUAUCGAACAGUCCAAGCUGUGCUGGGCCGAUCCGGUUUCGAACGGUGCCAGUGACAAAAAGGCAGAAUUUACCCUCGAACAGAGAAAGAUCGCAUUCUUAUGAGGCAGAUGCUUUGUCCCCUAAAUUGUUCCAAAUACUCCAAAUAUAUAACUAAUACUACCGAGUACUACUCGAAGGCUACGGUUGACGUGAUUAGUGCCACCAUUUUACUAUAUAUCAUGGGUCCGAGACUGGGUAGUGUUGCCAAGCUGAACG